Molecule: messenger RNA, 967 nt
Organism: Leptidea sinapis
Lineage: Eukaryota; Metazoa; Arthropoda; Insecta; Lepidoptera; Pieridae
Exons: 2
Coding region: 116-850 (244 amino acids)
Source: RefSeq, a predicted model, not a curated record
AAAAGACUGUAGUUUGUAAAAUUGUAAAUCAAAUCUAUAUCUUAAAAUUUGAAUUUUGCAAUAAUAAUGGUUGUUUUACCUACUCCAAUAUGAUUUAAAUGAAAAAAACAACAAAAUGCGCUGGAACGAAAAUGUUACUGUGGACUUUGUCAAAGUUUACUUGAAAAAUGAAUGCCUAUGGAAACCGAAUCACCCAGAUUACAAGUGCAGGGUUCGUAGGAUACAAGCAUACGAAGAUAUAGCUGCUGACUUUAAAGCAUCUACAAAUAUAUUAUUAACAAUACCUGAAAUCAAAAUGAAAAUAAAGAAUCUCAGGUCAACAUACAUGCAGGAGGUUCAUAAAAUUUUACAAAAGUCUACUCCAAAAUAUAUUUACGUGCCAUCUCUUGUAUGGUUUGAGGAAAUGGAUAAAUGUUUAAAGAAUAUUAUUUCCGUAAAUCGUGUAACCUCAAACCAAACUAUGUUAGCCAACAAUAUUAUGCCAGAGGAAACUUCUGAAGUAGAUUCAUCAUGCAACAUUUGGGGGGAUCAGGCUGAUGACAGUUUUUAUGAAGAAAACCCAGACCCAUUGGUGCCCCAGCCAGAUGAAGGGUUCCAGCCUAAAUUAGAAGAAAGCAGCCCAGAGAAGUCACCAGUACCACAUAAAAAAUUGAAAAAGAAAAAACACAAAUUUAGACAGUUACCACCAGAAAAGAAAUAUGAAUCAUUUACAAAUGAAGAUGAGUUUGAUAUAUUUGGGAAAUAUAUUGCCUCUCAGUUAAGAACAAUGCAUCUUCAGAAGGCUUUACGCUUAAAACUUGAGAUUCAUAGCAUAGUUAAUGAUGCCAGAAUAUCAGAUAUGAGUGAUUAAGUGAAUGUAUUUAUAUAUUCUGUAGAUAAUAUGUGUGUAGAAACAUGUUUCAGUGUGAUUAGUAGGAUUAAUUUAAAAUUAUGUUAAUGUGCAAGUAUAAAUCAUUUUAAUAAUCUG